Microplitis mediator is the source of this 8770-nucleotide messenger RNA. RefSeq names its product potassium/sodium hyperpolarization-activated cyclic nucleotide-gated channel 3-like. Bases 1922 to 5149 code for a protein of 1075 amino acids. The transcript has 14 exons. The record is from RefSeq and is a predicted model, not a curated record. Lineage: Eukaryota; Metazoa; Arthropoda; Insecta; Hymenoptera; Braconidae. Gene Ontology annotation, molecular function: intracellularly cGMP-activated cation channel activity; cGMP binding; protein-containing complex binding. Gene Ontology annotation, biological process: monoatomic cation transmembrane transport. Gene Ontology annotation, cellular component: plasma membrane; intracellular cyclic nucleotide activated cation channel complex.
UCUUUUCUCUGAACUCUCUGACGUCUCUGGUCCUGCGCGAAGAUACUCCAGUCACCCUCUGUCCAGAUUUAACUGACGUUAAACCAGUGAUAGCCAGGCAGCCUCCAUAGCCGCUUCCUGUUUCCUGUUAAAUCAGUUCCAAAGCCGGACUUGUUCAUUUUUUAUAUCGACUCUCGCAACGUGCUUUUAAAUAAUUCAGUCGAGAAGUUUAAAUCAGAGGUAACUCGCCAAGUGCUGAGAAGAAAAUUAAGUCUAGAAGAAAGCAAGACAACGGAUGCUUGAUUAUCCGAAUCAAAGAUUUAAAUAAUAGUUGAGUUAAUUACGAGCUGAAUGAGCUUGAAAUAAUAGUGAGCAUGAGCGAAUCUUCUCUAGUGGUCUGUGAUAUCAAUACAAGAUUUUCCUCAGUGUCUUUGCUCCAAAAUCAUCUCCGCGGAUUUUAGAUCCGCGAUAUCUGAGCGCACAUACAAUAGUACUCUAUAAAAUAAAUAACUGAUACGGUCCAUAUACAUAUACAUUUAUACAUACAUAUAUAUAUGUAUUUCUGCUAAAUAAAACGCGCAGGACUCUGCAGUGGGUGAUAAACCAGAGCCAAUCACGCGUUCUCGGUGUCCCGCCAUGUCACGAGUGGCAUAAGCAUUCGAAAAAGCUACGAAAUAUAUACGACAUACUAUUACUAUAUUUUUAAAAAUAUUUAGUGUGUAUACAAGGGUGAAAAAUGUUUGCAGUACAGGUCCUAAUGUUCAUGCUGAUGGUUCUCUUGGUAAUAGCCACGCAUUUGUUAUGAACAUGAGGCUACGAUGUGUAGAUAAACACUCAUGGGAUUUGUUUACGUUCUGUGACGUAUAUUUUUAUUCAUAUAUUAUGUAACACAUCCCUUUAUAUAAAUAUAUAUAUUUAUUUUUGUCACUGUGCCGGUGAAUGGAAUUUUAAUGAAGUUGAUGCAGCGUGAGGAUUACAGAUCUUCAGACCGGAAAUGUGCGCAAAUAUUUUACGGGAGUAUUAAUGGCAAUGUGACGUCGGUGUCGUAAUGGUAAUAAUGGAAAUGAAAAUGUUGGAAGCAAGGAAAUUUGAUUGAUGUUAGAAAGUAAUAGUGAGGAACAUUGAUCUUGAGUUGUCAUGUGGGAAAAAGUAAUAAUUGUCUGAGACUAAGUGCAGUAACGAUGGCGGACACAUUCUGACUUGAUUACUACCAUUAUUUUUUUUUAUUAUCAUUAUUUUCCUCGUUUUAUAUCCUCGGGUUCACGGGCUUAUAUAUUUAUAUAUCUCGAGGACUCUUGUGUCAGUUCGAGAUGAGCGUGAUGAGGUCUCUCCGUUAUACAAGUGAGGGAGGGCUGCUGCUGUCGUCGGUGCUAUUGCGGAGGAGAAAAUCGAACUAUCGAGAAUACUCUAGCACCACAACGCAUGGGAAAUGAGUCGGUGGUAGAUCAGAGACACUUGUUGCUUGAACGAGUCGUAAGAGAUCGGGGCAGAAGCCGACGAAGAAGAGGUGUAAGUGGACGAGAACGUGGAAGGAGGAAGAAGAGGAAACGGCCGGGUGGUUGAACUGGAAAAAAUAAUAUUUGUUGUACGAAGAAGAACAAGUUGCGGUGGAGGUGGUGGUGCUCGUCAAAAAGGAACCCGGAGAGGAAGGAAUAGAGAAGCUGGAAAAGUACCGGCAGCAGUUGCAACAGCAGCAACGAUUAGUGAAGCGCUGACACGGAAAAUGAUUGAGGCCAAGUUGUGGGUCGUGCGGUGACAUCCGGUCGCGCGCAUUGUCCAAUCCUGGUUGGACAUGUUCGCGUGAAAAGACAGGAUUUAAAUGUCUACAACUAUAUUAUGUCUACAUAACAGCAACAAAAAUAAAUAAUAAUAAUAAUAAUUAUUAUUUAUAAUUAAAUAAAAUAACAAUAUUACACUCGGUUUUAUAAAUGAGAUGAAAUGAAUGGGUUUUUGGGAGGACUGUAGUGAGGAAGCGGCACUCGAGCAAGCUGCUUCCGUCAGCCGGUGUUCCGCCGGUAAAUUUAAUUAUAAUAAUAAAAUAAACAACCAUAAUAAAAAUAAUAAUAAUAAUAAUAAUAACAGCAGAAAUAAUUUGACGGACCAUCAUCACACGUGGAGGGACGCGGCUACAGUGGCGGCUGCGCCGACGACGAUCGGAAGGCUGGAUUACCUCCGUGGAAUGUCUUCGGGCGCCAAGCGGCUGGUGCAGUCGCUGAGGGGCCAUAACGGUGCUAGUGCCAGCGGACAAUCAUCUGCUCAUCUCGGUAAAAACGAUUGUUUCGCAGUACGCGGUGGCGGUGUUGAUAACUCGGGAGCUGGAAGUACCAGUGCCACGCGACUCUGUUAUUACGACAGCGGUCACGAGCUAGACGAGAUUUCCGUUGUCGGGAGUGCCGCGACCCCAACGACACCCUGUCACUACUCGUCAGUAAAUAAGUACGGGAGCGGACAGACGCUCUACAGUAUCGCGACUACUGUGCCGCCCGCGGCUAUUUCGACCCCCGUUGCUCCAUCAUCCGCGAUAUCUUCCACCGCAAGAGGAGCUGCGACGGCUGCUGGUCAAGCAUCGACCGGCAGUUAUCCGGGUCUGAUCGGCGGCUAUGGAGACGGCGAUAGGCGGAUUGGGAAUGCCCGUGCACCGGACAUCAGACUUAGGGGUGAGGAAGACACCAAGAGUGUCGAGAGUACGGUAUCGAGGUCCAAACAGAGUUUGCUGGACAUGGGAUUCGAUCGGCUGAUGGGUCGGCCGUCUAAUCAACGGUAUUACCACCAACAUCAUCAUUACCAGCAGCAUCAACAGUCAAAAGACCAGCGCGGUCGUCAGCAGGAGCAGCAGAUUUACUCUGUUUCGCAGAGAUACUUUGGCUCGUCUCGCGAUUCUCUGCACGGGGCGUACGUAAAUCGUGGUGCGAGUGAGCUAGACCUGAGUCGUAAGUCAAGAAGAAAGGAUCAGUCUCGGGGUAAGUUAAAAUUUCCAAAUGUCGUGAGUCUGAGCUCGUCGCGGGAUGCGUCCCAUCUGCGCAGUUUGGCCUCCACGAAUCAUCUAAAUGUUAACAGCAGCUGCAACGGCACUGAAACAAGAUACACAGCCCAACAACAGCAGCAGCAGCGAGGAAGCCGGGGGUACCCAGGACAACCUGGCCAGCGAGGUUUUAGAACCGGCGCACCUAAUUGGUCGUUUGUCUUUGAUCCCGCGGGACGAUUAUGUUAUUAUUGGUCGAUGGUGGUAUCCUUGGCUUUCCUCUACAACUUCUGGGUCAUCAUCUAUAGGUUUGCCUUCCAGGAAAUAAACGGUGAAACGCUAGUGGUGUGGUUCUGCCUCGACUACUUUUCAGACCUUCUUUAUCUUGUGGAUAUAGUGUUUCAUUUUCGUACGGGUUAUCUCGAAGACGGGGUGCUGCAAACUGACGCAACUAAAUUAAGAAACCACUACAUGAAUACCACAACAUUUUAUAUUGACUGCCUGUGCCUGCUACCCCUUGACUUUUUGUACUUAUCUAUAGGGUUCAACAGUAUCCUCCGAAGUUUUAGGCUCGUUAAAAUUUACCGAUUCUGGGCGUUUAUGGAUCGCACUGAACGACACACCAAUUAUCCGAAUUUAUUUCGAUCCACAUCCUUGAUUCAUUACUUGCUGGUGAUAUUUCACUGGAACGGGUGCCUCUAUCAUAUUAUUUAUAAGAACAACGGGUUUGGGAGCAAAAACUGGGUGUUCAAUGACUCCGAAGCCGCGGAUGUAGUGAAGCAGUAUCUGCAAAGUUACUACUGGUGCACGCUCGCCUUGACAACUAUCGGCGAUUUGCCGAGACCACGGAGCAAAAGCGAGUAUUUGUUUGUUAUAGUCCAGCUACUGUUUGGUUUGUUGCUUUUUGCAACCGUCCUCGGUCAUGUAGCCAACAUCGUAACAUCUGUCAGUGCAGCACGUAAAGAAUUUCAAGCUAAACUCGACGGGGUAAAGACUUACAUGCGAAUGCGCCGUGUGCCAAAUCACCUGCAAAUCAAAGUGAUCAAGUGGUUUGACUAUUUGUGGCUUACGCAAAAGUGCUCGGAUGAAGAGAAGGCCGUGAGCUGUCUGCCUGAUAAACUAAAAGCGGAAAUAGCUAUAAAUGUUCACCUAGAUACACUGAGAAGAGUUGAAAUAUUCCAAAAUACAGAGGCUGGAUUUCUCUGUGAGUUGGUACUUAGAUUGAGACCGGUGCUCUUUUCACCGGGAGAUUAUAUAUGUCGAAAAGGUGAGGUAGGCAAGGAAAUGUAUAUAGUAAAUCGUGGAAGGCUGCAAGUUGUAGCAGACAACGGGAAGACUGUGCUGGCAACACUAAAAGCCGGCUCGUACUUCGGGGAAAUCAGCAUUCUCAAUAUGGGGACUGCAGGUAAAGAGUGCGGUAAUCGACGAACAGCCAGUGUAAGGUCUGUCGGUUAUUCCGACCUCUUUGUACUGAGCAAAAAAGACAUGUGGGACGUGUUGAAGGAGUAUCCAGCAGCGAGGGUGCGGCUUGAGGCUAUUGCCGUCAAGAGGCUUGAAAAAUACAAGCGAGCUCCGCUCGAGAAAGCGGCGAUGGGAAGGAGUCAAAGCACGCCGGGGUUGGUAGAGUCGGAGGGACGAAUUACUCUGGAAGAUAUGUGGAUAACACCCAGUGAAUUACGUACACCACGUUCGCUAUUUUCACCCAGUCCGAGCCCCAUUACCGCCUCGUCGCUUCACGGUCUACGUGCGGGGGUUGAUGCAGCUGUUGAUACAAACACUAUCGGAACAGCGGCUGCGGCGGAUAGAACACGGGCUGCAGCAGACAGUCCGAUGAGCGCGACCAGCAGCGGCCGCAGCAGUGAAGAUCAAACUGCACGAGUUCCGCACUCGACGAUGACGCAGCCGUCGAUAGGCCGACAAUCGACCCACUCUGGCAUGACUUGCAACAGCAUGACACAGUUGAUGUCCGAGGGUGCGGCGACGCCACUACUGGGUGUUAGCAGUCACGAAGCGUUACUUGCUGAGAUAAAGCGGCUACGAGAACGUUUGAUAUGCUUGGAAACCGAAAAUGCCGCGAUGAGUGACAAAUUAAACCAACAGCAGUGGGCAGUUGAACACAGACUUGCCGAAAUAGAGAUGCAGAUUUGCGGGGCAAGUUCAACCUCAAGUGUCGAGGACACUGAGCGAAAUCGCGAGAGCAUUAUUUAACGAGAAAUCUGGCCGCGUAAAGAACGCGGCGAGACUAAAAUGGACAACAUAAGAAGAUACAUGGAAGGAACAAUUACUGCUCCAACUACACCAUGUGGUCUGUCAAUAGGGAGUCCGAGUCAGCGUUUAUUUGACAGCGAUAGCGACAAUGAAAAUAACACCCACCGUCAACUGGGUACUUGCAAUGGCUACAACUCCCAUCCAGGAAGCAAAUCAAAUUUACUUCUUUGCAUGCAGUGCGACAUGGAGUCACGUAAUUGUUCCUACCGUCCACGUAAAUCGGUCAAUCAGACUGGGAGAUAUCUCGAGGAGGAACGUGCGCUGAGAUGCCAGGAGUGUUACGCCUUACAGCAGAUCCCACCCAGCGACGAUCACUGCGUGCACUGCGAUAUCAUGACUCACGACGAGCAGCCGGAUUUGAUCUGCUUCGGCUGCGAGGACGACGACCGCACGACCGAGGAAGAGGGAAUGGUGCUGUGUUCAAAGUGCGAGGAGCCAAGCACCGAGACCACCGAGAGUCCUGGACAAAAUGGGUCAGGUACCCAGGCCUCCUCUUCGAGCGAAACCGGGAGUGCGUAUCCCGUCGACGCGGUGGUCAAAAUCCACGUUAAUGAUAAAUCUUUUGACGGUGACUCGGAUGACACUAAUGAUGACUCAAGCGCGCCUAUUAAUAACCGGGAAUUCGAACCAGCUGAUAGACUAUCACCUAUUGUUGAACACGUACAAUCGGUUGAUAAUAAUGACGCUAAUGGAGCUGAAGAUGAGUCAAAUAAUACCGGAUUUAAUGGCCAGCACAGUAGAUAUUUAAAUAGUAUGCUAGUGCUUUUUUUGUAAAUACUACAAUAAAUAAUAAUAAUAAUAUUUGUUGUUAUUAUUAUUAUUAUUAUUGAUGUGUAUCACAGUAACUAGCGAGAAAAUCGUUGAGUCUAGUGUGAUAGAUUUAUUUAUAAUUUAAAAUAAAAUUUAACGCUAGAUAUCAAUUAAUUUGAAUGCACUGUAAAUAUAUAUACUGCCAAAUUAAACUGUCUUUGUUUCGCACGACUAAUAAUUAUAUUAUUGAUCAUAAUAAUAAUGAUAUAGAUUAGAAAUAAAUAUAAAUGAUUAUUUAUUGGACGAGUGAGGAUAAAAAUAAAUAAAAAGGAGAUUGAUAGUCGAGUGAAAAUAAAAGAGAGGGUAAGCAGUAGAGUGGAAAUUGCACUAUUAAUUAUUUAAACACGACUACCGGCUCGUGUUCGGGACCAAGAAAUGCCUGAAUUCGCAAAUAAAAAACUUAAAUGUCUACCCCUUUAAAGUGUGACUACGGACUGUGACGGGAUAAUCGAUUAAUUACAAUCGCGAGGAAAGAAAAUUUUAAUUGUACCAUUUAUCUGGUUGAUAAAGAAACAGUAAAAGUCUCCUGAUGAAUAAAUUUAUCUCUCAAUUUUACUACUGUCAUUAAUCUCCAUUUGCCUGUUAAUUGACGAGGGAAUAUGUCCGUUAAUGAGCUGCACUGUUUGUCGGUCGUAGCGUAAUACGUUAACGCUUUGACCUUGAUAAUUAAAAAUAACAAUUAUUAUUAAAUGUAAUUACGAAUAAUUAAUUGAUGAUACUGAGUAAAUACUAAUAAUAAUAAUUAUAAUUAUAAUAAUAAUUGUAAUAAUAAUGAUGUCGUCAAUACGUAAAUAUACGGGAUAAUUAUAAUUUAUUAUUGAUUGAUAAUAAUUUUAUCAAGUGCACCUGUACUUAAUUAUUAAAAUUGAUAAUAAUUAAAAUAUCAUUGCAAUAAAUUUUAUAAAUUAAUAAGCACUGAUAAUUUAUUAAGUGAUUCGUCAAUGAAAUUUCUCACGCCCCCAACAAUUGGCAAGGGUUUUUUUAUUAUGUGAUUAAAUCAUGUGUCGACUGCCUUCACUAUACAACGACGUCAUUAACGAAUAAAAAAAUCAUUUUAAAAAAAAUAAUAAAUAAAAUAAAAAGUGUAGUGAACGUGAUUGUAAAAAAAAUAAUAAAUUUAAAUAAAAAAAUUCCGUAUAGUAAUUCCGCAGCGUAUCGAUUGACGGCGACAAUAUUUUAUCGAUUCGCUAAAAUAAAAAAAAAGUUUAUAAUUAAAAGUAAAUAUUAUACUGCCACUUUAUUUAUGUUUUAUAUAAGACUCCUCUCGUACGAUGCCGAGUGGUUUGUUUGUACAUUGAUACUGAGUACGCAUCGAUAAUUUAAACUUUAACCAGUGAAAAAGGGGAUUUAAAUUGUGCACACCUUUCACACUCGUAAUUAAUCGAAUAUACAUACAAAGUAAAGCACUAAUUCAUUAUGUGUACGACACCAACCACCGAGGAUUUGUUUAUUUUUAAGGGAGAGACUUGAGAUGUAUUGUAAAUUUAAAAGUUUAAAUUUGUAAUUUACAUAAUAAUAGAUUGACGACAAAAAAUAUAGACGAAGUACUAAAAAAAAAAAGUAUAGACGAUAAAAAAAAUGAAUUUGAAUAUUGAAGCGUGAAACAAAUAUUAAAUACGGCAUGCGGCAACAAAACACAAAAAAAAUAAACUAAAAAAUUAAUUACAGUUGGGAGCGUAAGAUUUUGUUCAAUGAAGCACGUACACAUGAACACAGACAUAAAAUUUAACAAUUCAACUCAUCAGCUAUAUUAUUCAUAUUUUAGAUAGAAAACAAUGCGAUUUUAUCAAUACGAAAUUGUAUCAAUGUGAUGUGAAUGCGUCUGUCUAGAUACGAUAGCUUUUAAAACGGGAUUAUCAGAGUUGACGGAUGAAAAAGUAUAAAAACGGACGUAAAAAAAGUUUAGCAAGUUAACGGUCGAGCACACGGAUGAAUACUUGGAGCUAGUGAAUUAAAUGUCUAUACUAAUUUAUUUAAUAAGCAGUAAUGUCCCGAUAAAUAUUAUUAUAUAUUAUACGUAUUUACAAAUAAAAUAAAUUUAAUUCACGCGUCAAACAAUACGAAUUUAUGCGACACCGCAACAAACAAACUCAUCCACUACUUACACACAGUAAGCAAACAUAUUAAUGGUUGACAAUUUUCAUGUUCACUUUCAUUAAAUUUCACCACAUGAUAUCCAUCUAUAUACAUAUAUAUAAAUAUAUAUUUAUUGAUUUUACUACCAAUUUUAUUAACGACGCAUCACAUCACUCGUAUUUAUAUAAAAUUUUAAAAAUAACAAAAAAAAUAAAUAAAAUAGAAUGAAAAUUUGUAUGUAAAUAUAUGAUGCUAACUAGGAUAGACUAAAAAAUUAAUCGGUAAUUUAAAAAUGAUAAUCUUUGUGUAUAAGGUGAAAAUGUCUCGCGUCACAUAUUUAUAAUUAUUGUUAUCAUUGUUCAUUAUUAAUUAUUAUUGUAAUUAUUUUAGACUCAUCUGUAAUAUCAUAAAGCGUAUAUCGAUUAUGUCAUAAACCGUCGAGUGCCCAUCCGUACAGAUUAUUAUUUGACGGUUCGUACUGUACUAUACUAGUGCUAGUGCUAGUGCUAGUAGUGCUAGUACUUGUGACAGCUAAAAUGCAAUAGACAUAAAUGCCAACACCGGUGUUUCAGUCUUCCUACAAAUACUAAUACUACUACAGAAUACACUAAAAAACGCUACUCGAUAAAAUUCGUUUAUGUCAACGCAUAAAAAUAUUUAAAAAAAGAAAAAUAA